GCACACCUUUUUGACAUACAGUCGCGGUGUAGCUGUUUUUUGUGGUACCUGCAGUACUCUGCGAACGUAUUCUUUUUUGUUUUUCUACCACCAUUUAGAUCGUCAAGAUGGACUCCUAUGCCGACUUGCUGAACCUCAACUUCAUGUACUCCCUGCGCACGGGGAACCUGCUCACGGACAUGAUGAUUGCGGCCCUCCUCCCUCUUGUCUCCGGCGCGGUCGCCUACGUCACACGCACCUGGUGGCCACAGCUUGUGAACCGUCUGUUGGCUUACUUCUCCAACAUCGACAGCACGAGUGUCUCCUUUCGCACCUCCGAAGAACACGCCUCCAUUUAUUACGGCUUCACUCUUCGCUUGGCCCUCUCCACGUACGUGACGAAAGUAUUGCGGCCACGCUUCGAUGUGGCGGAGCUGAAGUAUCUCUCGAUUCCCGGCAAGAGGAUGCACGAAGCCGCCAGCUAUGCGGAGGCGCUGCGGGACUUCUGCUUCGUCGACGCCGGGCCGGCGAAGGAGGUGCCGAUGAAGCUGAUGCACAACCUGGAGCUGAGGCAGUCCGACGCAGGCGGCGGGGACGAGGGGGACAAAAAGGACAAAGGGGAGGCGUCGGGUGGGUCCAAGAAGACCAAGGUCAGCCGUGACACCCUCUUCACGCUCAUCCAGUACCGCCCCAGCUUUCCCACAAUGAGAAAGCUGAUGUGGGCUGAGGAAGCACGCGCUGACCGCGGUGCAUCAGCACAGGAGUUGGCGGAGUUAGAGGAGAAGACGAAGGGGAACGGCGACGCGAUCCAGCUCGUGCUGGACCGUGCCUUGGAGCACUACCGUGAGGAGUACAAGCAAGCCGGUAUCAGCACCGACCGUUACCUCUACCAGCCGCUUCUCAUGCGGCCGAAACUCGGCUUUGGCGUCAGCGGCGCCGACGAGAAGGCCGGGAACGAAGGCAAGAUGGACUGCAACCGCUACCUUCUGCGCUCCGAGAAAACGUUCAGCUCCCUCUUCUUCCCUGAAAAGCCGCGCCUGCUACAGCUCAUCGAGGACUUCGAGAACAAGACGGGCAAGUACGCCAUUCCUGGUUACCCACAGAAGCUGGUGCUGCUGCUCUACGGUCCUCCCGGGACGGGUAAGACGAGUCUGGCGAAGGCCGUCGCAGCCCAUACGCAGCGCGACCUCUUUGCCAUCUCUCUCUCCCGCAUCUGGUCGGACGAGGAGUUGCUGAAGUACAUGUUCAGUGGCCACGUGAAGGUCAAGAACGAGGAGGACGAAAGCAACAACAACAGGUACGGCCGCAGCGACAACGAGGACCGAAAAGCGCUGGAUCCGACGAAACUCGUGUACAUCCUCGAAGACGUGGACGCGACGAGUGCGGUAGUGCUGAAGGGGGAGGAGGAGCAAGAGGAGGAUGCGGCGCAGUCGGCGGCGGUGGCGGCGGCAGGGACAGAGGAGACGGAGCGCUCCUCUUCUGUGCCUGGGAGCCUUGACAUGAGCGAGGCAUCGAAAAGGAAAAGGAAAAAGAAGGCGAAGGGCUCGACGCGGCCGCUUUCUGACGACGGCGGCGGCAGUGAGCGCGACGGGGCAGAAGGGGCGGGAGACGAAGAUGCAGCUGAUGCUUCUCGCGCCGUUUCUGUUACGGGCAAGGAGACGGCAGAGUCGACAAAGGCUGACGCAGAGAGCAUCUCGACGGAGCGCGAGGUGGUGGCCGUAAAGGGCAAGAAUGCGAGACGCACGAGCAAGUUGACCAUCAAGGGCUUGACGAACGCCUUGAACGGUGUGCUGGACUUCCCGCAGCGCAUUGUGAUCAUGACGACGAACCACAUCGAGAAGCUGCACCCGUCGCUUCUGCGCCCAGGCGUGGUAACGAUGAAGCUGCACAUGCACAACUUCGACGCGGACUGCGCAUUGGCCAUGGUGGCGCACUACUUCUCGCACACGGUGAUUCGCCCCGAGCAGUUGGAGGAGCUUCGGACGCUCGUGGAGGCGGCGUCGCCUAAGGCUUCCAAGGCGGACACGACGGCGUCUGUCUCAGAGGACGCCGCUGUUGCCUCCGGUGCCGGCAACAGCACGAGUGAAACGAAGCGUUUUAGUCCGGCGGAGCUCGAGCAGCGCUGCGCGGAGUGCGAGACCAUCGAUGAGCUGCUGGCAGCCCUGCGCCAGGGCAGUCGAGUGAACACGUUUUAG
Molecule: messenger RNA, 2174 nt
Organism: Leptomonas pyrrhocoris
Lineage: Eukaryota; Euglenozoa; Kinetoplastea; Trypanosomatida; Trypanosomatidae
Exons: 1
Coding region: 108-2174 (688 amino acids)
Molecular function (GO): ATP binding; ATP hydrolysis activity
Source: RefSeq, a predicted model, not a curated record